This is a messenger RNA of Caenorhabditis bovis, 423 nucleotides long. Lineage: Eukaryota; Metazoa; Nematoda; Chromadorea; Rhabditida; Rhabditidae. The record is from the annotation of a GenBank genome assembly.
AUGACCGAACCGUUAGAAGAUAUUAAUCUUCGCGAAGGAAAGUUUCAGUACUCGAAGAAAUCCUACAGGGCCCCUUUCAAGGUUCACACAAUCGCGUUGAAUCCAUGUAACGACUUAAUUGCACUUGGGUCGAAAAACGGCGAUAUUUCAUUAAAAAGAUCUUCGUGGAAACAAAUUUGGAAGCUUAAUUGUAACAAUUGUUCGACACUUUAUUAUUCAACUAGCAAACCAUCUUCAUUGGAAUCGCUGGAAUUCUCUCCAGAUGGAUCGUUGUUGGCCGUUGGAAUGAACGAUGGUCAUGUACACAUUUAUGAAGCAGAAACUGGAAAUUACAAGCAUACUUCAAGACCGAAAUAUCUCGCCAAUUAUUUUGCGUCUUCGAUGGCAUCGACAUACUCUAUUCGAUGCUCAACUGGCUGCUAG